Leptonychotes weddellii (Weddell seal) is the source of this 1982-nucleotide messenger RNA. Lineage: Eukaryota; Metazoa; Chordata; Mammalia; Carnivora; Phocidae. The record is from RefSeq and is a predicted model, not a curated record.
AUUGCUGAUAUUCUCCCGAGAGGCUGGGAGAGACCGUGGCGGAAAGAAGCGCACGCGCAAACGCUACGCCAAGCAUUUCCCACCAGGCUCUGCGCACGCCUACAACUCCCAUCAUGCUCCAUCGGAGACAACACUGCUUCUCGCAGGAAGGCGGCCGUUCACCCCGCCACCCGUCUUCACACCUUUAAUACUCCUCGAUGUGCCUCUGGCAUUCUCGGGAGCUCUUCAAUCCCAUAAACAAGAGUACCAAGGCUACUUCCUAAGACCUCCAAGGAGGCGUGGCUUCGAGACCGGAAGAACGUCCGGUUGCCAAGGGAACGCCACGCGCCUAGGCGCCUGCCCAGCCACUGAUGCUCUGGCUGAGGCGCAGGCAACCAGUUCACCCAACUUGUAGAUACGGCUUUGCUCAGGAGCAGGGAUUCCUACAAUGGAGGCAUAGAGACUAAGGCUGAGAGACGCCCGAUAUUUAUUCCAGAGACGUAUACGAGUGAGUGAGUGGUCCAUUCCUGUUCCUCUUCAGCCCCUGGGCCCGCAGAACUAACUUCAAAGACCAGGUUUUUACUCCGUACCGUUGUUUCUAAAGUGUAAGAAGUGGAAAAGGAAAGGAUUUAUGCGCAUUAGUUUUAAUAAUCCAUGAAAAAGGGUUGGAAAAUCACAAUCCAGGAUUCUUUGGAAAAUGAAUAUUCAAGUAUCAAGUUUUUGACAAUCGAUGCUUUAUAGUGGAUGCCCAGAGGAUGAUGAGUAUGAUCCCCCAAGGGGCCUAAGCAAAAUCGAUGAUGCAACCUCCUUUUGAUGCAGUUGUCUUGGAAACCUCAUCAUUUAAGUUGCUGCAGCUUCACAUUCUUCAAGCUGGUUUGUAAAUAUUUGAAUCACAUUAUGGGAUUGCUAGACAGACUUUCAGGCUUGCUUGGCUUAAAGAAGAAGGAGGUUCAUGUUUUGUGCCUUGGUCUGGAUAAUAGCGGCAAAACAACAAUCAUUAACAAACUUAAACCUUCAAAUGCUCAAUCACAAGAUAUAGUUCCAACCAUAGGAUUCAGCAUAGAGAAAUUCAAAUCAUCCAGUUUGUCUUUUACAGUGUUUGACAUGUCAGGUCAAGGAAGAUACAGAAAUCUCUGGGAACACUAUUAUAAAGAAGGACAAGCCAUUAUUUUUGUCAUUGAUAGUAGUGAUAGAUUGAGAAUGGUUGUGGCCAAAGAAGAACUUGAUACUAUGCUGAACCAUCCAGAUAUUAAGCACCGCCGAAUACCAAUCUUAUUCUUUGCAAACAAAAUGGAUCUUAGAGAUGCAGUGACAUCUGUAAAAGUGUCUCAGCUGCUGUGUUUAGAGAACAUCAAAGAUAAACCAUGGCAUAUUUGUGCUAGUGAUGCCAUAAAAGGAGAAGGAUUGCAAGAAGGUGUAGACUGGCUUCAAGAUCAGAUCCAGGCUGUGAAGACAUGAGAAGAUAGUAUUUGGAAACCUCAACAAUUUUCAAUUCAAGGAAUGUAUCUUAAGGCAAACUGAAUACUUCAAAUUUUUAAAAAGAUGUUUGUGCGUCUAAGAAUGCUAAGACUUUAUAAUCUUCUGCUUGCAUUUAUGGAUUCUGAAUGAACUUUUUAAGAACAUAGGACUUCAGGUAUGCUAAUCUGACCAUUAAUUAAAACUAAAUCUUUCCUCAGAAGGGCUCCUUCCCCAGAAUUAUCAACUUCUUGGUAAAAGUCUACAUUUGAUUGUAAUUAGAAUGUUUAAAGUCAGAUUUAUAAGCCAUCUCAAUAUCUCAUCAUGAUUUAUAAUAUCUUUAAUGCAUUUUAUUUUUUAAAUUGUCUUCUAAAAUUUAGUUUUAUGAUAUGACUUUGCAGUAUGAUUGUGCUUGGAAAAAGAACUUUAAAUAUUUAUAAGGGACCAUGGGUAAUUAAUAUAUACAUAAAAUUUUUACUGUUUGUCACUAUCAAUAAAACAUAAUAUGCAAUGUACCAACUAGUGUACUUUGUUUACGCUGAAAAGAA